ACCAAUCCCAACUCCAUCAGAGAUUCAGAAUACAAACCGCUUCACGUCGUUUCUUUCAUUCCAAUUCGAUUCCCUUCUCACCCUCUAAAAAUCCAGUCUCCCUCUCUUCAUCCCCAUUCAUUCUAAAAUCCAGACCCCUCUCUCUCUCUCUCUCUCUCUCUCUCUCAAUGAAGGGCCAUGGGCUUGACUGUCUGAGUCCUGAAACUAAAAUCUCAGCCGUCAUUUUCGAUUUGGAUGGGACCCUUUUGGACACAGAGAAAGCUGCAGAGUAUGUUUUGGAGGAAUUCCUAGCAAAAUAUGGGAAAGAGCUGGAUAGUGGGAAGGAAGAUAAAAGGUCGGGAAUGGGGCAGAACAAAUCCGUGGCGACUAUCCUCGAGGACUACGAUCUCCCAGUGACAGCCAGUGAGUUUGUAAAGGAGGUCAUGCCUUUGUAUAUGGCCAGGUGUUCAAGUGCGAAAGCACUUCCAGGUGCUAAUCGCCUUAUCAGUCAUCUCCACAAGCAUAAAAUUCCAUUUGCACUUGCUUCAAACUCCAAAAGGGAGGGUAUAGGGGGGAAAAUCUCACACCAGAAAGGUUGGACAGAAUUAUUUUCUGUGAUUCUUGGAAGCGACCAAGUUGAAUCUGGAAAGCCCUCCCCUGACUUAUUUCUAGAGGCUGCAAAGAGAAUGGGUGCAGAUGUGGCACACUGUCUGGUGAUUGAAGACUCUUUGGUUGGUGUUAGAGCUGCCAAGAAUGCUGGAAUGAAGGUAGUGGCAGUCCCAUCAAGUGUACGACAAGCUGACCGUUAUUCCAUUGCGGAUUGCGUGCUUCAUUCGCUUUUAGAGUUUCAGCCAGAGUUGUGGGGUUUUCCAGCAUUUGAAGAUUGGGUGCAAAAUGCAUUGCCAAUUGAACCCUUGUACAUAAAAUGUCUACUUAGCGGAAUCACCCAUGACAGCUCUGUGCCCCUGAGUAUAAUUCCAGGCAAGUAGGACUCUUUUCUUAACUUUAACAGAGGAUUCUACACCCAAUGGCAUUGAUUGGCAUCGGCAUAUUAGUUUGAAAACUGCAAAAGAUUUCGGUAGUGUUUGGAUGUGCUGCUGAGUCAUGGUUGGUGUACUUCCAAAGUGUGCCGACUGCUUAGUACCCUUUGUGUUUGGGUUGUGAAAAACAGAAACUGCUUCAAGCGGGCUUCUGUUUUCUUGAUUUUUCCUCUGCAAAUCAUGAUUACAACUAGGACGUGAAAUCCCCUUACCUCAAUCCCAUUUUGCAGUAGAGAAUCCUGUCCCAUCUCGGGAACUGAGUGCACCCAAAUGGACUCCUAGACAUGUUUUGCACAAAGCUUUUUCAUCUGUGUAUUCUUUUGCCUGUAAACUACAGACCGAGCAUCGGCCAAAUCUCUUCCUGAUCAAGUUUCGGGAGUUUACUUUGGUUGGGCGAUACUCAGCACGCAUGGGAUCUUCAAGGCGGUGAUGAGCAUUGGAUGGGACCUGCAUACCGGUAUUGCUAACAGAGUAAUUCAAACAUCUCUUGUUGGAGAAUUCGCCAAGGAUACAUCUGGUGAGCAGCUGGAAUUCUGGAUUGUUGGCUACAUCCGGCAACUGCGAUGCGAGGCAAAUGUGUCGGCAGCUUUAGAAAUAUUUCCAGAAGACAAGAGCAAUGCAGAGGCAGCUCUGGAUCUUCCUAUGUUCAGCUAUCAGUUGGUGAAAGAUUCUAUGCAGGACCAAUAAGCAUUUUCUUUUUUCUUCUUUCCCAAUACAUGAAAGAUGUAGCAAAUGAAGACCAUGUUUGUCUCCCUGCUAUUUCAGGAGUGGAGAGACAUAAUUCUCUAUUGUGACGUGUGAUAGAUAAUGGGAAGUAAAUGGUCUCACAGGGAAGGGUAGAUGGUGAAUCAGAGCUAUCCAUUUAGUGGGCUCUGCCUUAGUUGGAGCAUGAUUCAAAAACCGAACUUAUACAAUAAUCCUAUCCUUGGGCCCA
Messenger RNA from Magnolia sinica, 1953 nucleotides. RefSeq names its product bifunctional riboflavin kinase/FMN phosphatase-like. The transcript has 9 exons. Lineage: Eukaryota; Viridiplantae; Streptophyta; Magnoliopsida; Magnoliales; Magnoliaceae. Gene Ontology annotation, biological process: glycerol biosynthetic process. Bases 168 to 968 code for a protein of 266 amino acids. Gene Ontology annotation, molecular function: sn-glycerol 3-phosphatase activity. The record is from RefSeq and is a predicted model, not a curated record.